Molecule: messenger RNA, 1733 nt
Organism: Durusdinium trenchii
Lineage: Eukaryota; Dinophyceae; Suessiales; Symbiodiniaceae
Source: the annotation of a GenBank genome assembly
CUUUAACAGCCUAACAGACAUAUCUUUUGCCAAGAUCCGCCGGCAAACCGGCCAAAUCGGCCGUUUGCCUUAGCGGCCGCGAUGGCCGCGGUGUGUGCCACAGCCCAGCGGAAGAACCAUGGGACACCAGCGGAAAGGGCCGCGGGUAGGCCAGCGGCCAGGCGUGGCAGUGGCCUACCAGGUUCCCAAGCAGCCCAGUGCGCCCCAAAGUGCACACGAGGAUAUGGCGGCCAUUCUGCAGGCACAAGAGGCAGCAGUUUGGAGUGUACCCGCAGGUGAGGAGGGCCUCUCCAAGCCGCCUUCGGAAGGACGCCCGCCUCGGUCGCUCCCCUCGAAAAGGCGGGGUGCGCCCAUGCGGCAGACUGGACCUUUCAGGGCACGACAGCUGGGAGAAGCACCCAGGUUGGAUGCUGACGUGGCGCAGCUGUCGAAGGCUCUGGCACAAGCACCAGGUCCGAGUACUCAGGAAGAGGAGUGUCCCCCGAGCCGACCGAGCGUCACGGCGGCGCGUGGCAGCGUGUUGUCGCGCCGAUCCAGCGGUGGCACGCGAGGUCUUCCUCGUCCCAAGCGGCGCCUCGCCGUGGAACGGAUUCGGUGCGAGGCCAACCCGAGGACUGAUAGCACCCCAUCUCCACCGGAAGUCCGUGAAGCCGACGAUGCCCCGAAAUGGCCACAAACGCAGCUAAGGCCUCCAGGUGGAUGGUACCAUCCUCUUCCUGCAGCACAUGCAGCGCAGCAGUUAAAGGCGCGCCGGGAGGCUGCGCUGAUCUCGGCGGGAGAGCCUGACAUCUUCAAGUCGGAUGCCAAAGCACCACGACAGGCUCGUACAGGCACAGGGCUCGACCUGCCACUCUCCUCGCAAUCGACGCGACAGGCGCUCAAGGGCGUGGAUCUGGGAGGUCUCACGCUUGCAAUGCCCGAGGUGCAUCACUUCGAGGAUGAGGUGCCAGAUCGCCUUAACAGCCUGGCGAAACAACUCAGGAUUCCUGGGGACAUCCUGAAGCAAGCCUAUGAGGCCUUCACGGAGAUCUGCACUACGCUGGACCAUCCGAUGGCUGUACGGGGUCGGAGGACCGGCAAGAAGGGCGAGAUCCUCGACGAUGGCAUCGACGUCUUCAAGGAUGGCGAGGUGAACAUUGAUGGCUUUGCGAAGAUCAUUUGCAAGCUGGUAGGUUGCAGCCUGCCGAGCGAACUGCCCGAUGGGUUGGUCCAACGUAGCUUCCGAGACGCAGUCGCUGGCGCGACCAAGUCGCUGGCGUUCUUGGACUUUGCCAUGUGGUAUUCGAGGUCGCGCGAUGGAUCCACUGAGCAACACCUCUUGAUGACCUCGGCACAGCUGGCGGUGCAUGAAGUGGCCCGGAAGCACGAUCUGCCGGUGCUCGAGGUGGAGCAGUACAAGAAGAAGUUCGACUUCUUCGAUGAGGACCAGAGCGGGCAGAUCGAUUACCAAGAGUUCACGAAGCUUCUGAACUCUUUGAUUAAGGUGCCUGCUCAUGUGGAGCUUCCUCGAAGCCGCGUGAACCAGUUCUGGCUGGAAGCGGAUCGGGACCGGAACAACUUCUUGUCCUUCGAGGAGUUUGUGCUCUUCUUUGACCGGUACUUCAACAUCAGUGGCGCGACCUCUUGUCCCUUUGAAGAGUACUACCGUGGCCUCCGGCGCGUCCCACGGUGACGGUCGCGCGCUUGCGCGGUGGACGACGACAGGUGAAAGAGCGAUAGAAACAAAGGAACGC